UCCCAGCAGUCCCUUUGGCUCCUAGAGCUCCCCUUGGAUCCCGGCUGCCUCGUUUCUCCCCUCUGCCGCCACGUCAUCUGUUUCUGUUUUCAGUGCCUGGGAACCCCUGAUUCACCCCAUCCCACGAGGAUGCUUCCCGGGGCUGGGAGGGUGUGGGAGGGCUGGGGAUCGGGGCAGGGGAGCAGGAUGGAGCCCUCUUCCUGCUCCAUCCCUGCCGGGUGCCUGGGCCGUGCGGGUGCGGGUCCCCCGGCCUGGGCAGGGGGUCCCUGAGGCGGGGGCACCUCCGCCUGCCGCUGUCUCCCCGGCUCGGCGGCUCCGCAUCCCGCUCUCCUGUUGCUCAGAGAUGUGGAGGCAGUUGCUAAGAGACACCGACACGUCAGUAUCUGGCCCUAAGGAAAAAAAGAGGAAAAAAAAAAAAGAGACAGAGAAAGAGAGAGACAAGGGAGGACGAGGAGGAGGAGGGGAGGAAGGAGGUGGGGAAAGACCUGCUCCCAUCGCCGGGCUCGCAGCAGCCUUGGCCGCCGCUGCCGAAGCCCAGCUCCCGACUUGGCGGCCUCCGGGGUGUGGUCGGCCACCGGGGACCGCGCCAUCACCGUCCGGAGCCCCCCACAUCGCCACUCGGGACCCCCACAUCGCCGCAGGGAGCCAGGCCCUGCUCCCUCCCUGGCCAGCAGCCGGUGACGGCCCGACGCCGGCCCCGCCGGUGCCCCCGGAGGGCUUGGCGUCGCCCCCCGGAUGCCGCCGGGAUGCCGGGAACGUCGCCGUGACCGCCGCCAGCCCGGCCCCGCGGCCGGCCGCCGGCAGCCCUCGGCGUGAGCGGGCGGGCGGGAUGGCCCCCGGCGCCCCGUGAGGGCCACGAGGCCAUGCUGCUGGGCCCCUGGCUGCUGGCGGCGGCGGCGGCGGUGGCGGCGGCGGGCGCGGGCUGCCCGGUGCUGUGCAGCUGCCGCGGGCAGGCGGUGGACUGCAGCGGGCUGCGGCUCUUCUCCGUGCCCCCCGAGCUGCCGCUGGACACCGGCAACCUGAGCCUGGCCCACAACCGCAUCGCCAGCAUCCCGCCGGGCUACCUGGGCUGCUACGGGCAGCUGCGCGCCCUCGACCUGCGCAACAACUCGCUGGCGGCGUUGCCGGCCGGGCUGUUCCGCGGCGCCCGGCGCCUGGCGCACCUGGACCUGAGCUACAACAACUUCAGCCUGGUGCCCGCCGACAUGUUCCGCGAGGCCAGCGCGCUGCUGCGCCUCGACCUCAGCCACAACCCGGGGCUGCGCCGCGUCCACCCGCAGGCCUUCCGCGGCCUGGCCCAGCUGCGCGAGCUGGACCUCAGCUACGGCGGCCUGGCCGCCCUCAGCCUCGACGCCCUGGAAGGGCUGCCCGGCCUGGUGGGGCUGCGCCUGGGGGGCAACCCCUGGCUCUGCGGCUGCGCCAUGGAGCCGCUCCUCAAGUGGCUGCGGGGCCGCAUCCAGCGCUGCUCCUCGGAUUCGCAGCAGGCGGAGUGCUGGGCUCCCCCCGAGGUGGCGGGGGCCCCGCUGCUGUCGCUGACGGAGGAGAGCUUCCAGGCCUGCCACCUCACGCUGACCCUCGACGACUAUCUCUUCAUCGCCUUCGUCGGCUUCGUCGUCUCCAUCGCCUCGGUGGCCACCAACUUCCUGCUGGGCAUCACGGCCAACUGCUGCCACCGCUGGAGCAAGGCCAGCGAGGACGAGGAUGUUUAGGGACCUCCGCCGCCGCCGAUAGACCCCCGCCCCGGCCACCCCCCGGCCCGGCCGCCCCCGCGGGGACACCAGACUGUGCCUUGUCCGCGUCCCCUCCUGCCGCCCCCCCGUGCCGGGGUGGCCCUCGAGACGCCGGGGACGCCAGGGGACAGCCCUGCUUCCUUUUGCCCCAAAGUGGGGAGUUUUUGCACCCCCCGUUGCCGUGAGCUUGGACCCCCUCCUGUGCUGUUCCCACUGCCCAGGACUGGUUGAGGCAGCGAUUUGGGAAUCCCCUGGGAACCCCCCCACCUCUGCCUGGGAGAGACAGAGGACGAAGUGUGUGUGUCUUGGGAACCACGGCCACUCUCCUGGGGGCAUCGAGGAAAUCCCUGCUUUCAGCCCCAAAGCAGCGCUGCUGGAGCCCCCAAAUCCUGCGCAUACUCUCCAGCCUCCCCAAAAAUCCAGGGGGGCGGGAAGCGUUGCUGACACCCGGCUCGUCACCACUGUUCCAGGGCAUGCCUGCACCUUGCUGGUGACAUCGGGAUGUGCUGGAACAGCACCAGGACCACCAAGCCUGGCAGUGGGAUGGGCUGUGACAUCUCCAGGAGAUGGGCUCUCCCAAGGAUGGCACCUUCCAGGGAUUGCAUCUCCCAGAGAUGACAUCUGCCUCCUCUUCGGGGCCAACCCGGGCACCAGCAUUGCCCGCCCUGGGGGAGGUUUGGGAGGUGGAAGGAGCUCUAAAAAAGGGCAGAAAAAGAAAAAAAAAAAAAAAGCAGAAAGCCAACGACCCUCUGUCCAGCCGGGAUGGCCAUGUCCCCAGUGCCUAUGUCACCUGUCCCUGGUGUCUGUGUCACCCUGUCACUGUGGGAGCACAUCAGGUGGGGAGCGGGGCUGGGGUCACCUGGGGGCUGCUUUGUCCCUUCCCCUGUCCCCCAUGGAGGCUGAGUGCAUGGGGAGGGGGGUUUGGUUUAACCCCAGCCCACCCCAAAAGGGCUCCUGCUGCACCCCAGCCCCAGCGCUGCCCCCGGGAAAGGGAACUUGGCCUCUGCCUUCUCUAUUUUGUCUGGGGUUUUAUUAUUUUCCUUUCAGUGAGUCCAAGAACCCCCCUGCUCCACACCCCCUGCACACUCCCACAACUCCUGUACCCCUGGACCAGCCACAUGGGCAUGGAGCAUCCACCUGCAUCCCACCAGCUCCUUCCUCUGCCUCACCUCAUCCUCUUCUUUUUGUAUUUAUGUUUAUGUUUUAUUUUCCUUCUCUUUUGUUUCUUCUUGUCUUUUGAUUUUGUUGUUUCUCUAUCCCUUU
Messenger RNA from Motacilla alba alba, 2993 nucleotides. It is a transcript of the gene LRRC55, whose product is annotated as leucine rich repeat containing 55. The record is from RefSeq and is a predicted model, not a curated record. The coding region runs from base 864 to 1709 and encodes 281 amino acids. Gene Ontology annotation, molecular function: potassium channel activator activity; transmembrane transporter binding; voltage-gated potassium channel activity. Gene Ontology annotation, cellular component: voltage-gated potassium channel complex. NCBI's taxonomy places the organism in Eukaryota, Metazoa, Chordata, Aves, Passeriformes, Motacillidae. The transcript is spliced from 3 exons.